CUGUCUGAGCUGGGAGAGCGCCAGUAGCAGUAGUGAGAGGCUGAGGGACAGGGAAGGAGCCUCCGCUGCAGGUGUAGGACCCACUCCCUCCCGAGUGGCCGGGCAGCUUCCCAUUCACACCCGGCAGUACCAGUAGCGCAGCUAUGAGUUGGGCCAGUCUUUCCUCCUGUCUGUGAACUUGCAGUGUCCGAGCGCCCCACCUCAGCACAUCUGUCGGGCAGAAAGUGUCCAGGAAGCCACCCCCGGCUGCGGAAUAUCAGCACUGCCCCCCGGGGGCGCGCUGCCCUAAUGGGAAGCUAGAGGGAUCCCAUUGUUUUGGGCGGAGGGGGGAAGGAGGGAGGAUACAGAGGCUCACAUACCCGAUGCGCUUGUGGCUGGAGCGCAGCGAGAAGAAGGCAGCAGCGGGGCUGAAUGUGGCUUUGGGGCCGGCACCCCCCAAGCAGCAGCGCCGCACCAUGUUCAGCUGUGUGUCCUGCUUCUGGGUGCUGCUCUCCGCCUGCCUGGCCGCAGUCUGCAGCUUCAGCUUCAUCUCCCCGGCGUGGGUCGUCAGGUCCGCCAGCCCCGUAAAGCAGGAGCCGGUGAGCUUUGGCUUGCUGUGGCACUGCCCGGACAGGCUGGGGCACAUAGCCGCCUGUUACUCGCUCGGAGGAUUGGGCACAUUCAAUGACAUACCCUCCAGCUCUUGGCAGACAAGUGCCGUGCUUUGCUCCGGAGGUUGUGUCCUUCUGGUAAUGAGCUGCUUCCUGGCCACCAUCACCUUGUUCCUUCCUAGUGGCUUGUGUGAACGGCGCCUGUGCACCCUGGCAGGGUACAUGCAGACAGCAGCAGUGUUCAUCAUGGCGUCGGGACUUUUGGUGUAUCCCUUUGGCCUCAACUCUACAACUGUGAAAAAAUACUGUGAGAAUGCAAGCAUAUACUAUGCAGGAGACUGCCAGAUUGGAUGGGGCUACAUGCUAGCCAUUGUCGGAGUCAUGUUGUCUGUGUUUUUGCCAUUCUUCGCUAAAUAUGCCCCGAAAGAACACAUAUCACCUACACCAGUCCCUACUAUUUUAUAGUAUUUGUUUUGCAGAAUUGUGGUUUCUGUCUUAAAAAUAGGUAGGCAGGUGGUAUUAGAGCACUUCCUUCCAGUUGUACAGCUUGAUAAAAAGGUCAGACUUUUUUAAGACCAAAUGAACAUUGAUAGUCUUCCUGAAGCAUGAUAAAUGAAAAGCCUGGGAAUUAAAUAUUUGUUUCCAUUCCUGUUAUUAUUGUCUCCUAUUAUUCCUUUAUGCAUAUGUGCGCUUGUCAUUUCAAGGCAUCUACCUCCAAACAAAAUCUGUUUAAUUAGAAAUUAAAAUCCCUUUGUUGGAAA
Molecule: messenger RNA, 1351 nt
Organism: Xenopus tropicalis (tropical clawed frog)
Lineage: Eukaryota; Metazoa; Chordata; Amphibia; Anura; Pipidae
Product: transmembrane protein 211-like
Exons: 3
Coding region: 363-1055 (230 amino acids)
Cellular component (GO): membrane
Source: RefSeq, a predicted model, not a curated record